UGUCUCCAUGACAGCCAUGCUAUUGUUGUCGUCGGUUAUGCUAACAUUAGCAUCGCAUAUGUCCGAGGAGUUUGAGCAUUUAGAAAGGCUGAAUGGAUAGUACUUGAUUGUAUGCGAUCAAUGUUUGAUGCGACGAUAUGCACCAUGAUUUAGAAGCGAUGCGGAGCCACCUUCACCUUUUUUAUAUAACCGUUUAUCCAGCGCUAGUUAGCUAAUUUACAAGCAUAGCCUCCCCCUUUACAGUGAUCCGCAGUCCUCCAGAUUCAGGCUUUUUCUUGGUGGGGACCGAGAGAGGGGCACUGGAGGAGAUGUUGGCGCUCCCUCCCUGUUCGCAGAGAAUCCAGGGAGAGGAGGCAGGGAUGAGAGACGUGGGCUUGAGCCUUUGAAACGGAGAUAAAAGAGGAUGAUUUCACGCUACAACAGGAAACAAGUAUCGCACAAACUUGAGAUUCGUGGUUUGUCUCGAAGCAGCCUCGAUCACCACCCUCUCCCCGAGGAAGUAGACGAUACCCAAACCCCUCCACGUUACCUCCAUGACCUACAGGAGGCUGUCUCUACACACAACAGUUCUCAGACAUCUGUCGCUUCAGACCAAUCGGACUGUGAGACGGUUAUCUCAGUAUCAUCCAGCCAGCCCUGGUCUGCUAUUCCCAGCUCCACAGGAACCGGUAUCUCCACAGAGAGGAGCUCUGUUUUCUCUUGGGGAUACGAUGAAUUCGAUAAGGCGGCAUCGCGGCAAGUGCAGCAAAUGUUUGAUGAGAUCGACACAGAACUGUACGAAGGGAGAGGCAGCGGGGAGGGGAUACUCCAGGGGCUACAGGACGAAUGUCAGCAGUGGACCUCGCGGUUUCCACAUCUUCGGAUUGUGGGGACUCAGCUUAUGUGUCCCACAGAUGAGGGCUUCCAGUGGUACGCGACUCCAGGGAGCACCAGCCCUGCCAGCAGUCCAUCAACAGGCAGAAAAACGGCUGUGAAGUGCCAAGGCAAAGAGAAGGGGGGUGCAGAGUUGAAUGUUCAAGGAAAGAAAGCUGCCCUGAUAAAAUCCUCAAUUUCGGAGUUUGAUGGCCCUCUUACCAACAGCUCCAGCAGCCAUGACCAGACGAGAGAGAUUGAAGUAGAUGGUGAGAUGGAGGAGUAUCUGGCUUAUGAUAGCAGAGACCUGAAUGAGGAGAGCUAUGAGGAAAGUCUGGAGUCGGUGCAGAGGCAUCACCGUCUGCCCCCCGUCUCACCGUACCGCUGUCGGCGUCAGGCUGUUCUUGACUUGCUUUUCGAUGAUGUCUGGCAGGAGCUGGUCGGUUGGAUGAAAGAGUUGGUUCAACGUCACUGGGAGUGCUGCACCUCCAGUGAAGAGACGAUUUCUGGGAAACUGAGCCCUUUCCACCCAGAGAUUGAGAAUCCUUUUAUGCUGCCUCCCAUGCUUCCAAAACUCGGUCAAAGUCGGGUGCCGCCGCUCGCAGCUGGACCACAGCUCCAGAACACAAAGUCAAGCGGCUCAAAGAACAAUUCCAGGUGGAAAUCCAAAAAGCAGAAAAGGCCUUCCGCUGCUGGUAGAGCGCCUGUAGGGGUGGCAUCAGCGCAGCACAACCUGAACGACCUCAUCGUGAUUCACAGCAUUCCCCUGCAGCAGAGAAACUUGGCUGUGCUGGAGAGAAGCCAGGAGCCGAACGAGCGUGCAUCUCACAGGCCCGUCUCUAGCGCUGUCCCUUCCAGUAAACCUCGUCCUCGUAGGGCCCUGGUGCAGAGCUCCUCCUCGCUGUCUCGUCCACUGCAAUCAGCUCACUGCCGAAACCCUCCUCCUCGAAACCUACUGCCCCUUGUUCCUAGCUCAAGUCACUCUGGCACAGGGGGACACCUGGAUGAGGUUAUCCGCGGGACACGUCUAACCACAGUCAGUGACCGACUGACAUCUCCACUGCUGCCCUUGAGCCGCAACACCCCCCUUCCCCCCAUUGGAACCGGAGAUUCUGAGUCGUCUCAUGGAGGAGUGCAGUCAAAGCUCACACAGCGUCAUAAAGGCCCUCCUAGUCGUGCCAACAGUGCUUUUCACGAUGAAGCUCGCAGCUCCAUACCGAGAGAUCGUCACCACAUACAGGACGUCCUCUCUCGACCCAGCACAACCCGCACAUACAGGUCCGACACUCCUUACCGUAGUUCCUUCACUGUGCUGGACAACAUCGGGCAGGGCCGGCCGGGCAGAGCCUCUGUAGCCACAGACUCUCUGGGAAUUGGUGUGACUGGUAUCAGUCUUGGAAUCAGCAGCUCAUCUUUUUUGGAUUCCUUUCCUCACCACCCGCUGGGACAGUCGCCCAUAAAAGACGAAGAAGAGCCCGAGUCUCAGGCCCCUGUCACAUCAGCUGCUUCUGUUCCUUUGUCUAUUCCACCCCACUCCUAUACCAGAGGCGGCCUCUCAUCCAGAUCCAGCAGGCCUGGCUUAUAGUUUGCCACUGAUCUCCACAACCUACCCGUUAUCAAUCUUUGCCUGCAUUGUUUUGAAGUUUUUUUUAUUAAUAUAUAUAUAUAUAUAUAUAUGACUGAAUUAUAUUUGAAGGCCUAUUUUUGUACUUCAGAAAUCACCUUAUGGGCCUGCCAAACAGAAAAGCUAUCACUUUUUGUUUAGUAUGGGUUGUAUAUGUGGCUAUGCAUGAGAAAAAUGAGUAUUUCUUUAUGUGAAAAUGCGGUAUAACAUGCCCAGCUCUGUGUUGCUGUUAAGGGUGAAUGACUAUGCAGGAUAAAAAGUUAUAGGAUGAAAAAAAAAAAAAAGCACCUUUUCCGCCCUCUCUGAUGUCAGGGAGCUUUGUACUGUAUUACCUUCGUAACAAAAACAGAAAACCUGUUGGGUGCAAAAUCCAUAACCUGACAACAG
Molecule: messenger RNA, 2863 nt
Organism: Cyprinodon variegatus (sheepshead minnow)
Lineage: Eukaryota; Metazoa; Chordata; Actinopteri; Cyprinodontiformes; Cyprinodontidae
Gene: fam149b1
Product: family with sequence similarity 149 member B1
Exons: 16
Coding region: 404-2437 (677 amino acids)
Biological process (GO): cilium assembly; protein localization to cilium
Source: RefSeq, a predicted model, not a curated record